CUACUACUGAUGGUAAUACGUAAGCAAGGCGGAAGAUGUCGUAAAUGUAGAAAAUAGUGUCCUUCAUGUGCGCGCGCGAUUGAAGCGAUGCCUACGUUGGGGAGACUAGAUUUCUGUGUUGUCUGUCUAGUCUUUCUUCGGUAAUUUUUAGAAAGAAUGUAUUAAUUUAUAUAAAGUGUAAAAUAAUUUUAAGUAAAAAAUGGAGGUGCUCGAAUUAAAAGAUGUAAGAGCUGUACCUGACAUCAUUCAUGUUUACUCUGAGAAAGUCAAGACUGAAGCUACUCCACUUGUCAUUGAUAAUGGGUCUUACAAUUGCAGAGUUGGCUGGGCUACCGAAAAAGAACCACAGUUAGUAUUCAAAAAUUUAAUUGCAAAGCCACGUAAGGAGAGAGGAAAAAAAGAUGGGGAUAUUCAAGUUGGAAACGAUAUUGCAAAUAUUGAAGCAAUGAGGUUUCAGCUAAAAACACAAUUUGAUAGAAAUGUAGUGACUCACUUUGAAGCCCAAGAACAAAUAUUUGAUUAUACAUUUACUCACAUGGGAAUCGAUACUGAGGGAUGCGUUAAUCACCCUGUAAUUUUAACAGAAACUUUUAUGAAUCCAAAUUAUUCUAGAAACUUGAUGGCAGAGUUAUUGUUUGAGUGCUACAACAUACCAUCUAUGGCUUAUGGAGUGGAUUGCUUGUUUUCGUAUCAGCACAAUAAUUGUUCAUCAGAUGGAUUGAUUGUCAGUAUAGGAUAUCAAGCAACUCAUAUUAUACCCAUUCUUGAUGGCAAAGCUGAUGUAAUCAAUGCAAAAAGAAUAAAUCUUGGUGGCUUUCAUAUAACUUCAUAUAUGCAUAGAUUAUUGCAGCUGAAAUAUCCUGUGCAUGUAAAUGCUAUCACACCAAGCCGUGCUGAGGAAUUAAUUCAGGAUCACUCAAUGAUUGCUUUGCAAUAUCGAGAAGAGAUAAUGAAAUGGGCAGAUCCAGAGUAUUACGAUCACAAUGUUCUUCGAGUACAACUACCAUAUGUAGCACCAACAACAACUCCAGGUCUCACAGUAGAGCAACAAAAAGAAAGAAAGCGUGAACUAGCAAGGAGGUUGAUGGAGAUUAAUGCUCGAAAAAGAGAAGAAAGGUUAGCAGAAGAUGAAGAGCAAUUGAAUCAAUUGCUAGCUGUUCAAGACCUUCUUGAAGAAGGCGAUACUGAAGAAUUCGAACAAGCUUUGGAGUCAUAUUCACUUGCCAAUGAAGCUGAAUUGAUAAAAAUGAUUAAUAAUUUGCAGGCCAAGGUCGAAAGAACUAGACAAAAAAUAGUUGCUGCCAAUUCACAGGAAGAAAACAUUGUGAUAGAGGAACCAAAACCAAAAAUCAAAACAAGCUUACAACCAAAGGAUCAACAAGAUUUUGACGAAUGGAUUACCGGUGUAAGAAGGAAGAGGCAAGAAAUUUUGGAAAAACGCAUGGCGAAAAGACAACGUCGUCAAGAUAUGGCGAAACGCAGGACAGCAGCUGCCCAGGAAAGAAUGAGAAUAAUUAGUCAGCUUGCAAGAAAGGAAAAAAGAGAUGACGAUUUCGGCAUGAGAGAUGAAGACUGGGACGUUUAUAAAGUUAUAAAUAGAGAAGGAGGAGAUUCAGAUUCAGAACUGGAGCAAGAGAAACUUCUAGAACUUGAAGAUGUGCUUCGACAUCAUGACCCUGAGUUUGAAGGUGCUGGCACUUCAAACGCACAAAUGAUUCCAGGAGAGACACACCAAUUGCAUGUCGGUGUUGAACGCCUGAGAGCUCCAGAGUUAAUUUUCCAGCCUUCCAUGAUCGGUCUGGUAGAAGCUGGAAUAGCUGAAACUAUCGAAUAUAUACUGAAAAGAUACACUCCAGAACAGCAAGAUCGCAUGGUCGGUAACGUGUUCCUAACCGGCGGCUCAGCUGCUUUUCCAGGUUUGCGAGAAAGACUACACAGGGAGCUUCAAGAGAUAAGGCCCUUCCAGUCAAAAUUCCAAGUGAACAUAGCAAAAAAUACGCGAUUGGAUGCGUGGUAUGGUGCAAGGGAUUUCGGUCUUAGCGGAAGUUUGCCGGAAUAUUUAGUUAGCCGUAAGGACUAUGAGGAAAAGGGAGGGGAGUAUUUGAAGGUACACUCGGCGAGUAACAUUUACACUCCGUCUCCGGAUCCUUUGCCCACGAUGCAACUGCCGAUACCACCCGAGCAAGCCGUCGUCGAAGAUGCAGCUGUGGAUAUAGAAAUAGAGUAGAGAUUUACAAUUGACGACGUUUGUACAGUAACAAUAAGUUCUUAAGAUCCAUUUCUAAUAAAAAUACGGAUUUUUUAAUCUA
This is a messenger RNA of Nasonia vitripennis (jewel wasp), 2309 nucleotides long. It is a transcript of the gene Arp5, whose product is annotated as actin-related protein 5. The transcript has 7 exons. Gene Ontology annotation, biological process: regulation of DNA-templated transcription. NCBI's taxonomy places the organism in Eukaryota, Metazoa, Arthropoda, Insecta, Hymenoptera, Pteromalidae. The record is from RefSeq and is a predicted model, not a curated record. Gene Ontology annotation, cellular component: cytoplasm; Ino80 complex. The coding region runs from base 200 to 2227 and encodes 675 amino acids.